UGAUAGCAGGGAUGUUUAUGAUUUUCAAACAAACAACAUUUAAAUACCAAAUGGAAAGUACAUGAAUGUAUAAGGCGUAAUGUGGCAGUAAAGCGAAACAGUAUUUGCAUUUUAUAGUGAAUUAUGUAGCAAAAUCACAGUGAGAUGCACUACACUUACAAGUGUUAUAGUGUACGCAGUAAUCCCGCCAGAAAUAAAAUAAACAUUAGCGUAGAUGUAUGAACAAAGGAGUUAUAAAGGAUCCUAGCAUUUAGCUUGCGUGUAAACUGUAUAGCAGUUAUUAUAUUUUAAUUCGUGGUUAAUAGUAUAAUGGUUGCUCGAAUCUCUUAGUGCCUUGCCAUGAAUUAAACUGAAAUUUGCAGCGCUUUCCACAUGCGUGUUUGUGAACCGUAGCCACAAGUUGUAAGGAUGGAGCGAUGGAUGUUACCAGCAGAAGAAACGUUACAUGCACUACGAUAUUACAGAACCUACGGCAAUGAAUAGCAACGAAACUCACGGAAGUUGUUCGAAAAUUUGCGAGUGAGUACUGCUGUAAAAUUCUAUUUUAUUACAAAGCAGCUGCGAAACAAUUGCUGGAGAUGAAGUUUCAGAAAUGAAAACUUUCUGUCUGCGGUUAAUCGAAGUGGACAGUAAACCAUGAAUGAUUUUGACUAUGAUUUUGUUGACGAAAUGGAUGAUAUGUCACCAGUUUACGAGGAUUUGUAUGUACCAUCCACACAUCUUUGGUAUGAGGAGGAUGAUGGAACAGACAGUGUCAGAGUUACAGAACUUUUAGAACUCUGUAUCGAACCUACGUUAAGAGAUGGCCUGAAUCACAUAGGCAAAUUAUUACUUUGGUGUUUUCUCUUCCGUGCCUCGACCCAGUGGGUGAAGGUUCCAGCACUGGUAUGCCAUUCUGUUUCUGCUGGAACUGGUCUGGUGAUAUUACAUCACUUUUUCCACAGUACCAUGUAUUACAUAAUAGGAUUUGCUACUGGUGCCUAUUUCCUGCUGUUUCUUGUCUCAUGUUUUUUGAAAAGGCAUAGAGGUCCAAUCAUGGGAGUUGUUUCAGUCGGUUUUCUCAUUAUCUGUGAACUGCUUUUUGUUAGUAGAACUGAAUGGCAUAAAAUUCGGGGAGCUCAGAUGCUUGUGGCGAUGAAGGUGAUAUCAGUUGCAUUCGAUACAGAUUUUGGAGCUUUGCAAUCUCUUCCAUCACCUGCUGAGUAUAUAGGUUAUGUACUUUGUGUAGGCACAUGUGUCUUUGGACCAUGGGUGCCGUACAGGGAUUACUUAGCAAUUUAUAACAAGCCCUUAUGGAAUGCUAAGUGGUUGUGGAAAAUUGCUGUGAGUGUCCUAAUGGCAUUGUUCUUUCUUACUGUCUCCACGUGUUGGACCCAUUGGUUCAUUCCAGAUGAUGCCUGGAGGUGGUGGACAGCUUAUCGUGAUGCUCUCUCAUUCAGGUCGAGUCAUUACUUUGUUUCUUUCUUGUCAGAAGCAUCAGCUAUUCUAUGUGGAUUUGGCCAACGAACUGAUCCACUGUUUAGCCUCCCAGUAGCUAGACCGCAGUUUAUUGAAGUACCUCGGUCAUUAGUUCAAGUCGUCGUGUACUGGAACAUUCCUAUGCACAAUUGGCUGAAAAAUUAUGUGUUCCGUACCACGAAACCUAUGGGAAGCUUUGCUGCUAUUCUGUCAACAUAUGCUGUAAGUUCCUUGCUACAUGGCUUGAAUUUUCAGUUGGCAGCUGUUCUACUGUCAUUGGGAGCAUAUACAUAUGCUGAAUACGUGUUGCGACAGAAAUUGGCUACGGUGUUUGGUGCCUGUAUUUUAGUGCGUCCAUGUAGGAAAGAUUGUGCACAUCGCUACAAAGAAAAGAGACUUUCAGUUAUAUUGAUUAACAUAGGCUUUGGUGCAAUUGCUGCAUUUCAUUUAUCAUAUUUGGGAGUAAUGUUUGACAUGUCAGAUAAACUUCAAGAUGAAGGUUAUAAUUACUCACACACAUUGGCAAAAUGGUCAGUGUUGAAUUAUGCCAGUCACUGGUUUGCACUGGGAACAUAUAUUUUUUAUCUUCUUAUUUAAAUAUGAAUACUUUCUUUUCCAAGCACCAACACUCGACACACAUCCUUCCCUUAGUUUUUCGUGACAUGCCAGAUAUUCUGCCUUUGCAGCAAACAGCAGAGUGAAAUGCAAAUCAAAUAUCAGUACAGGUAAGAUUCCAGCCAUCAUGCUGUCCUUUACAAUGUAUAAAUUAGUGCUCUGUAAGAAAUUGUAGACAUGAUUUGACAGUGUGUCCACAGCUACAAACUUAUUUCUGGUGGAAACUUUUGCAAUGUCUUGAGUUCACAAAAAAGUAUUAUUAAAAGAAAAUAAGUUUUAGUUUAAAAAUUGACAUUGUGCAUAAAUCUUUAGUAAUUGUUUAGAGUGAACAAAGCUGUUUGACAACAACCAGCUCCUUGAAAAACUUCUGGAUUUAUUUUGUUAUCCUUUAUUUAUGUGCAAAAUACAAUAAAGUGAUGUGGUAAACCAUA
Messenger RNA from Schistocerca americana (American grasshopper), 2504 nucleotides. RefSeq names its product protein-serine O-palmitoleoyltransferase porcupine (gene por). The record is from RefSeq and is a predicted model, not a curated record. NCBI's taxonomy places the organism in Eukaryota, Metazoa, Arthropoda, Insecta, Orthoptera, Acrididae. Bases 637 to 2055 code for a protein of 472 amino acids. Gene Ontology annotation, biological process: protein palmitoylation; lipid modification; Wnt protein secretion. The transcript is spliced from 7 exons. Gene Ontology annotation, cellular component: membrane; endoplasmic reticulum. Gene Ontology annotation, molecular function: palmitoleoyltransferase activity; Wnt-protein binding.